This is a messenger RNA of Microcebus murinus (gray mouse lemur), 1817 nucleotides long. RefSeq names its product solute carrier family 60 member 1 (gene SLC60A1). Lineage: Eukaryota; Metazoa; Chordata; Mammalia; Primates; Cheirogaleidae. The record is from RefSeq and is a predicted model, not a curated record. Gene Ontology annotation, molecular function: D-glucose transmembrane transporter activity.
CAGCCCGGCCGGCCCUCCCGCGGGCGGCGCGGCACUCGGGCACCGGGCUCGCUCGGAGCCGCAGCCGCGAGCCCGCCAGCCGGGGCCAUGGGCUGCGACGGCCGCGUGUCGGGGCUGCUCCGCCGCAACCUGCAGCCCACGCUCACCUACUGGAGCGUCUUCUUCAGCUUCGGCCUGUGCAUCGCCUUCCUGGGGCCCACGCUGCUGGACCUGCGCUGCCAGACGCACAGCUCGCUGCCCCAGAUCUCCUGGGUCUUCUUCUCGCAGCAGCUCUGCCUCCUGCUGGGCAGCGCCCUCGGGGGCGUCUUCAAGAGGACCCUGGCGCAGUCGCUGUGGGCCCUCUUCACGUCUUCCCUGGCCAUCUCCCUGGUGUUCGCCGCCAUCCCCCUGUGCCGUGACGUGAAGGUGCUGGCCUUGGUCAUGGCGCUGGCAGGCCUGGCCAUGGGCUGCAUCGACACCGUGGCCAACAUGCAGCUGGUGAGGAUGUACCAGAAGGACUCGGCCGUCUUCCUGCAGGUGCUCCACUUCUUCGUGGGCUUUGGCGCUCUGCUGAGCCCCCUCAUCGCCGACCCCUUCCUGUCUGAGGCCAGCUGCCUGCCCGCCAACGGCACGGCCAACGCCACCUCCAGAAGCCACCUGUUCCACGCCUCCAGGGUGCUGGGCCAGCACCACGCCGAGGCCAAGUCUUGGUCCAACCAGACGCUGCCCGGGCUGUCCCCGAAGGACGGGGUGGGGACCCGAGUGUCCUAUGCCUUCUGGAUCAUGGCCCUCAUCAAUCUGCCAGUGCCCAUGGCCGUGCUGUUCCUGCUGUCCAAGGAGCGGCUGCUGACCUGCUGCCCGCAGAGGACGCCCCUGCUCCUGUCUGCAGAUGAGCUGGCCCUGGAGACACAGCCUCCCGAGAAGGAGGAUGCCUCCACGCUGCCCCCCAAGUUUCAGCAACAGGCAGCGCACGAGGACCUGUUCAGCUGCUGCCAGAGGAAGAACUUCAGAGGAGCCCCGUGUUCCUUCUUCGCCAUCCACGUCACGGCCGCCCUGGUCCUGUUCAUGACGGACGGGUUGACGGGGGCGUACUCCGCCUUCGUGUACAGCUAUGCCGUGGAGAAGCCCCUGUCCGUCGGACACAAGGCGGCCGGCUACCUGCCCAGCCUCUUCUGGGGCUUCAUCACCCUGGGCCGGCUGGUCUCCAUCCCCGUCUCCUCCAGAAUGAAGCCAGCCACCAUGGUCCUCAUCAACGUGGUCGGCGUGGUGAUGACAUUCCUGGUGCUGCUUAUUUUCUCCUACAACGUCGUCUUCCUGUUCGUGGGGACAGCGAGCCUGGGCCUGUUCCUCAGCAGCACCUUCCCCAGCGUGCUGGCCUACACCGAGGACAUGCUCCAGUACAGAGGCUGCGCGACCACGGUGCUGGUGACCGGGGCAGGAAUUGGCGAGAUGGUCCUGCAGAUGCUGGUCGGUUCGAUCUUCCAGGCGCAGGGCAGCUACAGUUUCCUGGUCUGCGGCGUGAUCUUUGGCUGCUUGGCGUUUGCCUUCUACAUCUUGCUGCUGUUUUUCCACAGGAUGCACCCUGGCCCCCCAUCAGUUCCUACCCAAGACAGAUCACUCGGAAUGGAAGGCUCUGAGUGCUACCAGAGGUAAAAGUGGGUGGCGGAGGCAAGCGAAGACUCCCAGCCCCCCGAGCGCCAAGGCCGCCAACGUGUUUGAGACAGCUGGGGGUGGCAGUGGACGCGACCUCUCAACGACGUCGUCCAAAUCUUCUCUGCUUAUACUUGAUCGGGUAGAAAAAAAAUUGAGUCCUGGUACCUGGAUCAGAAUCAUUAGAA